Molecule: messenger RNA, 4173 nt
Organism: Symbiodinium sp. CCMP2592
Lineage: Eukaryota; Dinophyceae; Suessiales; Symbiodiniaceae
Source: the annotation of a GenBank genome assembly
AUGGAUUUGCGGUUUGAGGCAUUGGGGAGAAGAUGCACCUUCAUGACAAGGCUGCACGCAAAGAUGCUCAUCUACAUCUUGAUUGACUUGGAAGCAGAAAUCAACGAUGGUACGAUGUGGGCAAAACUCCUCAGCCUCGUUAAAGACGGCCACCUGCUAGGCUGCGGGUCCGGAUCCGGGAAGGACACGGACAUCAGUGAUAUGGGCAUUGUGAAGGGCCACGCCUAUUCCCUUCUGCGAGUGGAGGAGGUAGAGGGAAACAGAUUGGUGCAGCUGCGCAAUCCAUGGGGAUCUACUGAAUGGAAAGGAAAGUGGAGUGAUGGCGACAAAGAUAGUUGGACGCAGAAGAUGAAGAAAAAGCUGGGCUAUGUGAAUGCCAACGACGGCUCCUUCUGGAUGGCCUUCGAAGACUUCGUGAACCACUACCGCUGUGUGUACAUUUGUCGACUUUUCGAUGACAGCUGGAAUCGUGUUUUCGUUAAUUCUGAGUGGAGAGGCGAAACCGCAGGCGGUUGUCGAAACUAUCCGACCUACGACAAGAAUCCCAAGAUUCAGCUGAGCAUCAAGGGACGUGUGAACCUCAUCCUCACCUUGGAGCAAGCAGACUCGCGUGGUGGAUUUGACGGCGACGAAGAGAUACCUAUCGGUUUCAGGGUCUACCGGGAUCGCAGCCUUUCCGGGAACGGAGUCUGCGGCACGUCGACCUAUGCCUACGACAGGGAGCUUUGCGUGGAUGUCGAGCUGACGGAGAACACAGCUGGCCCCUACAUCAUUCUUCCCACCACCUUCAAACCGAAUAUGGAGAGAGGCUUCAUUUUGAAGGCGUUCUGGAAAGGUGCCCCAGAUGUGGAAGCUCUGGCCCGUCGCCGAGCGGAUCUCGCGCCGAGCCACCUCUGGCUGAAGGCUGCUUCAAAAGUCGCUCUUCAAGGCGAAUACAUCAAGGUCCCGAACCGGCUUGAGCGCGGCCAGGCCUUGUGGCAGCAAGCCGCAGGCCCUGGCUGGCUCUACAGCACAUCAGGCGGCCGGUGGUUCGUGACGGAUCGCGAGGAAGGGAUUGCCUCCAACACCGGUCUCCUGGCCUCCAACGCCCUGCAUCACGGGCGGCUCCCCCAGGAGACGGAGAAGUGGCAGGAGUUUGUGGAUGGGGCAUGGCAGCUGGCACCGUCCGUCCUCGUAGUUGCAGAUGUGGAGUGCCUUCAUAUCAGGGGCAUCUCCAUGACGGCCGAGAUGGAGGGCGACCUCGAGGUGCGGCACCCCCUCGCACAUGCGAUUUUGUUGAGAAGUCUCGGCAUGUUUAAGCAGACACUGUACAUAGUCGGCUCCAUGUUCAUGGCCAGUGAGCCAUGCCGGCUGCCCUGGCUGCAUGUGCACACUGUGCAUCAGCCACGGCGGCCAGAUUCGGCUUUCAGUGGCGCUACCGUGAAUCGGAUAUCUCGGCUAUAUGCUCUCCUGCUACUCCGACAAGGCAGAGCGAGACUACGUGCAGUCCGCGUUGGCGGCGCACGGAGACGCGAGGCCAGAUCUUCCACAGUCGCUGACCAGAAGGUGGCUUUGGUGAUUGGAUUCAUCGGCUCCAGAUACCACGGAUUGCAGAUCCACUAUGACGAGGCUGUCACCAAAGCUGUGACCAUUGAGUGGCUCCUGCGAGGGGCCUUGCUGUCCUCCGGCGCUCUGGAGGAAUCCAAAGCAACAAGCCUAGAGCGCAAUGCAGAAUGGAGGCACUCCAGCCGAACAGAUGCUGGUGUCCACGCAUGCAGACUGGUCAUCACGGCUCGUUUGGCUGUGGGGCGACCGGAUGAAAAGGGACACUAUCCAUGGCUCGUGUCGCAGCUAAACGACCUACUGCCAGAUGAUGUGAUCGUGUUUGCUGCCCGGCUGGUUCCCAGCAGCUUCGACGCUCGGUAUUCCUGCUCCUGGCGCGAGUACGACUACAUCGUGCCCGCCAGUGCUUUGGUCAACCAGGACGCGACACCGACGGGCAGUGACGCCCUGCAAUCCGUGCGCAGACUGCUGCAAGUCUUCGUUGGUCGGCACUGUUUCCACAACUUCACCCGCCUCCGCGGCAGCCGAAGCCGAAGCCGUGCAGGAGAGCCAACGCUGCACUCCGUGGACAGCUUCCGCCGAACGGAAUCCAAGCUUGAGGCGUGCGACGCCCAAGUUUUGCAUCUCCCAGGCCCUACAGAGGACUUCAUCCACAUUCUCUUGCAGGGCAACCGCUUCCUGUAUAACCAGAUCCGGUACAUCAUUGGGGCUGUUGCAGCUGUGAGCGCCGGCUACUUGCCUGAGCCCUCGCUGCGGGCCGCACUGUGCAGUUCUGCCAGGUUCCGAUUCCCUGUCGCCCCAAGCUGCGGGCUGCUGCUGCGGACGAGCGGCUUCACAGGCACAAGACAAAAUCCGUGUGAUGUCGCAAUGGACCAAGAGCAGGUGUUCAGUCGGAUGCUGCCAAUGACUACGCGGCUUUUGCUGGACGGGCCUACAUCAGCGGAGGCGCAGGCCUUUGAAAAGCGGGUGCUUGCAGAAGCUGCAGCUAGCUGGCAGAAGGACACAGUGGAGAGCUUCCGGCUGUCCUUGAUGCGGGCUCGCUGUCCAGACGAGGACCUCGAGCGCCUCUGCGCAACUCCACGCCACCUGCAGCCCCGUGCGUUGGCCAGUCGCAUGUGCAGUGCCACUGCCCGAGAGGGUAUGGCUUGUCUGCCCCGAGAGGGAGGAUCUCGAGGCCACAGAUGUGGGAAGGUGUUGGGGCGCAAGUCGUCGCUUCAACGUCGUACUGUACUCACCGGCUCAAGCGUUGCAGCGCCGACCCGUCCCGCGCCGACCGGCGCAUCGGCCACUUUUCCUGGUAUGCUUGCACCAGGUGCCGUGGGCGGCCUCGGUGAUCCUGCAUGGAAGAGGUAUUUUGUGGAGAAUGCCGUCGUUGAACCUCUUGCGUCAGCCAUGCCGACUUCAGUGUUUUUGCCACCUGGCCUCCUAGCCACACGGGCUAUUCUUGCGGACAAGACGCAGGAAGUAGCCUCGGCGCCGAUGGCGAGUCCGGGCUAUGUGUCUGUCGACAGGCCACUGGCGCUGACCCUCUUGGAGCGAGGCCUCUUUGUGGCACAGGCCGACCCGGCCCCGUGCCCAAAGCCACGGAUCUCGGAUGUAGCUUGUGUUGCCAAGCUGGCCCGCAGCCCGAAUGGGACCGAUGUUGUCAGCAAGUUUCUCAGCUCCAACCCCACUGCUGCGCCAAUGCUGGUGUCGGCGCUUCUCCCCGAAGUGGCAUGCUUGGCCAGUCACCCUUAUGGCGCGGGCGUUGUCAGCGAGCUUUUCUGCCACUGCCAGGACCUAAAGCUCAGUUCCGCUGUCAAUGCGCUGUCGAGCUGUUUGAAGGGCUCCUUGGUGCGCCUUACCAAAGACCGAUUCGGCUGCAGAGUCGUCCAGGCUGCCUUACGAGAGGCAAUGCCGGAAUUUCAGCAGUGUUUCGUGUCGGAGCUCCAGGGCCAAGUCCUCAGCCUCUGCCAGCACCUUCAUGCCAACUUCGUGUUGCAAAAGUCCAUCGAGCUCCUGGAGCCCCACCUGGGUGUCUUCAUGAUCACGGAGCUCAAAGACCAUGCGGUCUCAGUCGCGGUUCACGUCUAUGGUUGCCGUGUCUUGCAGCGUUUGAUUGAGCACUGUUCGCGCGAGCCACAACUUAUCGAAUUGGUUGACUCCAUGCUGGGCAACGCGGAGAAUGUCGAGAAGCUGCUGAAAGACCUCUUUGGCAGCAACGUGCUCCGAGCUUUGCUGGUACAUGGCACCGUGCAUCAUGUGAAAGCGAUUCUGGAUGUCCUCGGUACCAACGUCCUCAAGUUUGCGAAGCACAAGCACGCCUCUCUGGUCUUCGAGCGGUGUCUGGAGGUGUCGAGCAGCUGUGAAGAGCUUCGCCUGCCGCGGAAGCAGCUGAUGGCUCAGCUGAUUCAGAGCAACCUCUCGGGCAAGGCUCCUCUCGGCCAGGUUCUGCUGGAUCGCUUCGGCAACUAUCUGGCACAACGUGUAAUACAGUGCUGCUGCAGCGACGAAGAGGAAAUGAUAGUGAAGCUCUUGGCGUCCUGCUGGCCAAAGCUGCAGCGCUCACCGGUGGGAAGGCACAUCAUUGUGGCGGCCACGCGAAGGUUUGGACGGAACUUCCAGGAAAUUAUGAAAAAGAGUAGCCAAUAG